Parastagonospora nodorum SN15 is the source of this 102-nucleotide messenger RNA. RefSeq lists its product as hypothetical. The coding region runs from base 1 to 102 and encodes 33 amino acids. The transcript is spliced from 3 exons. The record is from RefSeq and is a predicted model, not a curated record. Lineage: Eukaryota; Fungi; Ascomycota; Dothideomycetes; Pleosporales; Phaeosphaeriaceae.
AUGGCUGUCUUGAGCCUCACAAUCGGCCGGUGCGAGAGCCGCAUCCGCGUCCUGAAGCGGCCUCCCUUUGUGAUACCGGAAGUGAGCGAGCUGAACAGCUGA